AAUAGUCUGGCGGAGUGUUACAGUUUCAAGCAAAAUAGUUUAUUUUGCACUAAUACGUGCUAGUAAUCUUCGUAGGGUAAUCCAUGUUUGUAAAAACAUGUGAAAUAAUAUUACGCAAACGUUUAAUUCCGUAACAGGCUCUUAAAAUGCCGGUUUGGCGUGGAACUAAUUUUUUUAUCGCGGAAGCACCUUUCACGUAGUCGUUCUCCGACGCCCACCGGCCCACCUCCCUUGCUCUGCUCGGCUGGGGGUUUGUAGGCUCGGUGCUCCAGUAAACAAUUAGCAGUGCUCGAAGAACUCUAUUGCGGCCCUCUCUAACGCCAUGGACGAAGACUACGAUGCCAUCGUGCUAGGCACCGGCCUCAAGGAGUGCAUCCUGAGUGGCAUGCUGUCCGUGAGUGGGAAGAAGGUGCUGCACAUGGACCGCAACAAGUAUUACGGCGGGGAGAGCGCCUCCAUCACGCCGCUGGAGGACCUCUUUAGCAAGUUCAACAUGCCGGCCUUCCAGCAGGCGGACGAGUAUGGUCGCUCGAGGGACUGGAACGUGGACCUCAUCCCCAAGUUCCUCAUGGCCAACGGCCAGCUGGUGAAGCUUCUGAUCCACACCGGGGUGACACGCUACCUCGAGUUCAAGUCUGUGGAAGGCAGCUACGUGUACAAAUCGGGCGGCAAGAUCUACAAGGUGCCCGCCGACGAAAAGGAAGCCCUCCAGUCCAGUCUGAUGGGAAUCUUCGAGAAGCGCCGCUUCCGCAACUUCUUGGUGUUUGUGCAAGAUUACAACGUGGACGAUCCCAAGACGUGGAAGGAUGUGGACAGCAACGUGACGACGGGGGCCCAGCUCUACGAGAAGUUUGGCCUGGACAAGGACACGGCGGACUUUACGGGGCAUGCCCUGGCGCUAUACCGGGACGACGAGUAUCUUUCCCAACCGUGUGGUGACUUGAUCAAGCGGAUCAGGCUGUACAGUGAUUCCUUGGCGCGGUACGGCAAGUCGCCCUACCUCUACCCUCUGUAUGGCCUCGGCGAACUUCCCCAGGGAUUUGCCAGGCUGAGCGCCAUCUACGGAGGCACCUACAUGCUGGACAAGGCGAUAGACGAGCUGGUGAUGGAGGACGGCCGGGUGGUCGGGGUCCGUUCUGGCAGCGAGGUGGCCCGCUGCAAACAGGUUUACUGCGACCCCUCCUACGUGCCCGACAGGGUCAAGAAGGUCGGCCGAGUGGUGAGGUGCAUCUGCCUACUGAACCACCCCAUCCCCAACACGAGGGACGCCCUCUCCUGCCAGAUCAUCAUCCCUCAGAAGCAGCUGGGACGAAAGUCCGACAUCUAUGUGUCGAUGGUGUCGUACACCCACCAAGUGGCGGCCAAGGGCUGGUUCAUCGCCAUGGUGAGCACCACCGUGGAGACGGAGAACCCCGAGGUGGAGAUCAAGCCGGGACUGGACCUCCUCGCACCCAUCUCCCAAAAAUUCCUCACCGUGAGCGACGUCUUCAAGCCUACCGACUACGGUGAACAAAGUCAGGUGUUCAUCUCAGAGUCGUACGACGCCACGACCCACUUCGAGACCACCUGCCUGGACGUGCUGGACAUCUUCCGCCGCGGGACGGGCGAGGACUUUGACUUUUCCAAGGUCAAGCACGACUUGGGCGAAGAACAGGAGUAGGGGGUUCCCGUCACCGCGGGGAAGACGCCCUCCUGCCGCCUCCUUGGGUUUUGUUCCUUUCCGUUCUCCCCGCCCCGGCCUUUCUCUUGCUCCCUUGAGCCCUCCCCCACCCACCCACGUUGCCGGCUACUUCGUUCCCGCCUUUAUUGGGAGGUCUAUUUCCUCCAAACAAAAGCUUAAACGUCUCUUCGGAGCUGCCACGCCGUCCGACUACUGGCUGCUGGUUCUUCCAGCCCGAACCAGUAGCGACGCGACAGGUGAAGACUCGGUGACUCGUGUGGCGUUUCGGGAGAGAGAUUCUUGCCUCUUUCACUCUAAUCUAUUUUGGCGAACGGCCCUUCAAGGAGGUAUUUCGUUGGGUGGGGGGAUGGGGGAGGGGCGUUUGCACUUCAUACCAAAGUGCGGGGAAGGAGAGGUGGGGAGGCACUCUCUUCGAAGAAAACAAGAAACUUCAACCAUGACUGCCGGUACCUUUUCCCAUUUUUUUUUCUCCCGUCUACGUCCCGCCGGCUGAGUUUUCUUUCUGCAUGAUGUUGACAGAUGGAGAAGAGUGUGCGCGCUUGUUUUUUUGCUGUUGACAAAGUGCGUCCGACCCGAAAGUGCAAGUCGAGGAGCUCGUGCCGUAGUCCGCCUCUUUUCUCCGUUCUUUCGCGUUCUCGUAGAGACGAGCUUGCAAAGUGCUGCCGCAGUUACCCACACAGUCCGAUUGAAUUUGUUUUCGUUGGUUUUUUUGUCGUGCCCUCGUUUUAAAAGAUUGCUAUGGCCACUGACAGUGUGAACGGUGAGGUACGUCCUUCGAAACUCCAGCACAAGCUCCGUGCCUUCCACCAUGCUUCGUCUGCGCCGCGCACGCUCAAGAGUGCACAAGACGCCCAAACGUUGUGGCAGGUGGGAAGCUAGUGCUGGAGGCGGGUGACCUGAAGCACCUUCCUGCCCUUCUCAACUUGUCAGCGACCAGAGUUGUUCAUUGUAAUCACUUGUUCCUUUUUUUUUAUUGCCUUUUGAUUGUAGUUCCUAUGUUGGGGUGAGUCGUGCGGGGUGGGGUGGAAAAUCAAUCGAAGACAUUCCGUAGGGAGACAAACGCAACACCUCGGAGGGCGGCAUUUUCUCGGUACAGCCUGUGGGGCGGGGGUGGCUUGGGAAGCUGCACGGAGGUGGAAUGUGGGCCCCCCUUUGCAAAGUAUUUCUGACCCUUGUGGAGGUGGUAGUGACGAAUUGUGGAACGUUUCAAAACGACCUGCCCCGUUCUCCUUUUUUCCUCCAUGUAAAGUUUAUGUAGGUUUAUUUCGUAUGGGCUAUGUGAACGAGGAUUAAAAAUGUGGAAGAACAAUUUCUUGGCGCAAAUAAAGUAUGAAUGUCAAUCGA
Messenger RNA from Ixodes scapularis (black-legged tick), 3025 nucleotides. It is a transcript of the gene Gdi, whose product is annotated as rab GDP dissociation inhibitor beta. The record is from RefSeq and is a predicted model, not a curated record. Gene Ontology annotation, biological process: protein transport; vesicle-mediated transport; small GTPase-mediated signal transduction. Gene Ontology annotation, molecular function: Rab GDP-dissociation inhibitor activity. The coding region runs from base 323 to 1660 and encodes 445 amino acids. Lineage: Eukaryota; Metazoa; Arthropoda; Arachnida; Ixodida; Ixodidae. Gene Ontology annotation, cellular component: cytoplasm. The transcript has 10 exons.